CUAGCCCAUCGUGGGUACAUCCUCGAAAACUACCCCGAGGACAUUCUCAUGCCCAGCGAGAGACGUCCAACAGUUGUGAGGAGCAAGGGCAUACAUGACCUCACCACCCUUGAGCGCUUCAAACUUGUGGAUGCCCUCAAAAACAAUGUCCUCACCAUCAAAUCUAUUCCAACAGACGCCCACAAAAGUCUCGCAAAAUCACGUGUCCCUGUCAUUGUUGGACAAGCGCCCACUGCAAAUUCACCUCACACUCACGGCCGACGAGUGUUUGCCAAUGGCUGGAUAGAUAGGCGUGGGCUGACCCGUCUGGGCAAUACUUCUGCAUCA
This is a messenger RNA of Suillus discolor, 327 nucleotides long. RefSeq lists its product as uncharacterized. The record is from RefSeq and is a predicted model, not a curated record. The annotation marks the transcript as partial. Lineage: Eukaryota; Fungi; Basidiomycota; Agaricomycetes; Boletales; Suillaceae. The transcript has a single exon.